AUGCUUAAAACCGACAAAAACAAUUGGGAAAAAAUAAAGAUUGAUUUUUUAUGUAAUAUUGGUAUUGCAUUUGCUAUAAAUGGUGUCCCAGGUGGCCGUGUUGAGCUGACCUUGCCCAACAAGGUAAUCACCACACACGCCUCUUUGGCGUUUUCCAACUACACACGAUCGUACACUCACUUACUCUUCAACUCUUGUCGCAUCUCAACCACUGCCAUUCUGUCGUGA
This is a messenger RNA of Sphenostylis stenocarpa, 228 nucleotides long. NCBI's taxonomy places the organism in Eukaryota, Viridiplantae, Streptophyta, Magnoliopsida, Fabales, Fabaceae. The record is from the annotation of a GenBank genome assembly.